This is a messenger RNA of Colletotrichum navitas, 450 nucleotides long. RefSeq lists its product as uncharacterized. The transcript has a single exon. The record is from RefSeq and is a predicted model, not a curated record. The coding region runs from base 1 to 450 and encodes 149 amino acids. Lineage: Eukaryota; Fungi; Ascomycota; Sordariomycetes; Glomerellales; Glomerellaceae.
AUGCGUUUCAACAGCAUCUUCGCCCUCAUGGCCGCCUCCGUCGCCGUCGCUCAGUCCUCCGCGGAUGACACCACCACGACCAUGACCGAGACCACCACCAAGACGGUGACCAUCACCAAGUGUAACCCGACCAACACGGCGUGCCCCCUGUACACGCCGACCUCAACCAUCGUCCCGAUCAUCAACUCGACAACUUCCACCUCCACACCCUCCUCCUCUUCGUCCCACUUCUUCCCGGCUUCCAACUCCACCAGCUUUGCCGGCCCAACUGCUUCUGCCCCCUGGACCAAGUCUUCCGCCGUCCCCAUCAAGACCUCGGCCGACUCGUCCGCUCCCACCGGCGGCUCCGCCGUGCCCUCUUCCCCUGCUAGCGCCGGCUCUGGAAUGCUUGUCGUCCAGAGCGGCCUCCUGGCCGCCGUCGUUGGCCUCGCCGCUGUCGCCCUCAACUAA